Solanum dulcamara is the source of this 2256-nucleotide messenger RNA. Its product is annotated as BTB/POZ domain-containing protein At3g50780. Lineage: Eukaryota; Viridiplantae; Streptophyta; Magnoliopsida; Solanales; Solanaceae. Bases 429 to 2039 code for a protein of 536 amino acids. The record is from RefSeq and is a predicted model, not a curated record. The transcript has 2 exons.
CUUUGUUUUCGCUGUUUCAAGAAUUUGCGUAUUUCAAGAAUCCCUUUUGUCCUGCUAUUUAACCUAUUUGGGACUGGUGAGUUUCAAGUGUUCUUUCUUUGUUUCUUGAGAACUAUGCUGUUAAAGGUUUGAUCUUUUGUUUUCUGUCCUCUUGGAGAAAGAAAGAGAGAAAUAAACUUUUUCUCUUUAUUGUUAAGUGUUGGAGUACAAUUGAUUUAGCUAGCUUUUGUCAGAUAAAAGAGGGAAAGAAAAAUUAGGUCUUUGAUCUUUUGUCCUAAUCUGGAUAUGUUCAUUCUUAUCAUCAAAGAGUUCCUCAGUUCUGAGUUGUCAACCUGAGUGAAAAAAAUGCAGAACUUUCCCAUUAUAACGUAUAGCGGAUGUUGUAAAUGCCAUAGAUUGAAUUAGUUAGGCAUUGAGUUUUGUCAAGAAUGGCUGAAAUUAGACUGACAAAGGUAGAACAAGGCCAAACCAAAAUUAGGAGUGUUCCAAUUGCUGUGACCCCAGAGGGUUUCUGGUGUUGUCCCUCUCCCAAUGUGUUUCAGAAGAGCCUCAAAACACAGAAUCCCCUAAACAAACCCAAAUCUCCUCUUCCUACGACUCAAACCUCGGCUCACAAGAAACAAACUUCAGUAACUGAGAAAAGACCAGCUAGUGGUGCACCUAAGUCGGGUGCUGUUUCUGAUGAAAAACGAGGUGUUAGUUCUGAUACGCCCGCUGUUACUGCAUCGGUGCCUGCAGAGAGAACGCCUCGGUCCAAGACUGAAAAUGUACCAAGGAAAGUGUCGAUUGAGUUUGGUGAACCUGGAACUAGUGAUCUUAGGGUGAUCUUGCUAGGAAAGCAAGGGUUCACUGUGAAGUUGAAUGUUCACAAGAAUAUUCUGGUAGAAAAUAGCAUUUUUUUUGCUAAUAAAAUAUCAGAACAGCAGCUAGUUUUUCCUUGCAUUGAAGUUGAUGAAUGUGAGGAUGUUGAGAUAUGUGUUGAAACCAUCGGCCUCAUGUAUUGCAAAGAAAUGAAGCAGCGUUUGAUCAAGCAAAGUGUUUCUCGCGUUUUGCGUAUUAUCAAGGUAGCAGAACAACUUGGAUUUGAAUCAUGCAUGCAGUCAUGUUUAGAGUAUUUGGAAGCAGUACCAUGGGUUGGGGAUGAAGAAGAAGAGAAAGUUGUUUCUUCAGUCCUACGGCUUCAGAGUGAGGGAAUUGGAGUGACCCCUGUGUUAAAGAGGGUGUCAUCUGAUAUUUCUAAGCCUCACAAGGACACAUUCUCGCACAUCCUAGAGCUGGUGCUCAAAAGUAAUGAAGAGAGAGGCCGCCGGGAAAUGAAAUCCGUUGUACUGAAGCUCCUCAGGGAAAAUAACUGUCUUCCAAGUUCGUCUGGCUCAGUUGACAGUUACAAUGAAAUAAUAUAUGGCUCGUGUAGAAGUUGCCUUGAUUCAAUAGUGAUUCUGUUCAAACAAGCAGCUGAACCCGAGUUUAGCAGCAACUCUACUGAUUGUAGAGAACCAGUAGUGAAGCAGAUGGUUUUAGAGGCUGAUAACCUCUCAUGGAUGCUUGAAAUUUUGACCGACAGGCAAGCAGCAGAUGAGUUUGCGGUAAUGUGGGCUAGCCAGCAGGAAUUGGCUUCUCUGCAUACAAAGCUACCUAUAGUAUCUCGCCACCACGUCAGCUGCAUCACAGCAAAACUUUUUGUAGGAAUAGGAAAAGGGGAGCUUCUGCCAUCAAAAGACACACGUAACCUCUUGUUACAGACGUGGUUACAGCCAUUGAUCAAUGACUACAGCUGGUUGCAGCACGGAUGCAGGUCGUUUGACCGAAAGGUUGUGGAGGAAGGAAUUGGCAGGACAAUCCUAACGCUACCUCUAGAGGAACAGCAGAGAAUUUUGCUUUCUUGGUUAGGCAGUUUCCUCAAGGCUGGCGAUAAUUGUCCAAAUCUUCAGAGGGCAUUUGAAGUCUGGUGGCGUCGUACUUUUGUCAGACCCUAUGUGGAGUCAGGAACUACCCGCCCGUUAGACCAUGUUACGACUCCAAAGGUAACGGAACAUUAGAAGUUUACGGAAUCAUGUAAAGGAAAUUGUCCUUUGGGGUUGUAAAACUCAAUGGUUUCAAGGGUGGCUUUGUCAAGUUCCCUAACUGAUUCCUUGUCUGAAUCAUGUAAAUUUCGAGUAUCAUUUCAAUUGUCCAAUUUGGUGUGUCAGUGAUUUGUAACAGGUAUGUAAUACAAGUUGGUUGCGUGAAAUUAUAGUUGGAUCAAAUUUUCUAACA